Messenger RNA from Oppia nitens, 2473 nucleotides. RefSeq names its product proton channel OtopLc-like. The coding region runs from base 5 to 2473 and encodes 822 amino acids. The transcript has 8 exons. Gene Ontology annotation, molecular function: proton channel activity. Gene Ontology annotation, biological process: proton transmembrane transport. The record is from RefSeq and is a predicted model, not a curated record. Gene Ontology annotation, cellular component: membrane. Lineage: Eukaryota; Metazoa; Arthropoda; Arachnida; Sarcoptiformes; Oppiidae.
AAAAAUGUCAACAAAACUUACCGAUAAUUUUGUCAAUCGUAAGACAAGUAUCGGUGCUCUCAGUGUUAGUAGUCUUAGGGGACAAAUAGCUGUCAUCACUGCAGCCGAUGAUAGUCACCAUCGACUAAAACAACACCAACACAACAAUGGAAAAGUCAUACACAAUGAUGAUGAGGAUCAGGUGAUGGUGACGGCGGCUAACGAUAUAUUAUUACCACCAUUACCGCCAUCGCCAGUGGACACCACUACUAGCAGUUCCAUGAGUAGUCCACCCGAUUAUUUUGAUUGCAAUCGUAUUGUCAUCGAAAGCUCCCGCCGUAACCGAGACCGUCAUCUGAUGGACAAUCAAGUAGUAGAAGUAGAGUCGUUGUCGUCGGGACUCAAACAACAGCGACUACGGCUGGGACGGGAGCGGGAGCUUCGGCAACGGCUGCCGCCGCCGCAGCCGAUAAAACCCGUUAGACUACAUCACUCCGAUUCGGUGGACGGUAUGGUUGCCGUAUUGAGUGCACUGUAUUGUAAAAUACUUGUUGUUAUAGGUGUUUGUCUACCGAUGGCUGAAGUAAUCUCCCAUCGGAUCCCAAUCGGCUAUUACGAGGGUUUCUAUCUUUAUCUAUACAUGGGAUCCAUACUGUUCCUCGUGUUUGUCUACCUGUUCCUAUUGCAUCGUAAACAACCUAAACAUAAGAAACCAAUGAGUUGGUGGUUAUGGCGCAAAUUGCAGCAACUGUUUUGGCGCUGUCGUUGUCUGGUUUGGCCAGAAAAUAAACGCCGGCGCCAACAGCAGCAUCAGCCGUUUACCGCUUGGUCAGAGUGCGGCGCCGAUACGGAAAUGAUGGCCGGCGGCGGCGGUAGUGUCCACAAGAGUUCACUGGCAGCGUCGGCUACCGAUGAUGUCGAUAUCGAUGUCGAUAGUGAUGCUGACGAUGAUGAUGAAGAAUCUGGCCAACAGGUCCAGUGCGGGUCGUUUUAUUUGCGUGUCGGUGCCGUAGCUUUCGGUAUCGGUUCGAUGAUCUAUUCGGGCCUUGAAUUUGCCCAGUUUUUUGAACUGGAAAGCAAAGAGCAUUGCUAUAAUUUUCUGUACGGUUUCACCCCCGGCUGUCACGUGGCCUUUACGUUCAUACAAUUGUAUUUUAUUUUUAUGAAUUCCCGGGUUUAUAUCAAACGUCAUAAACUAAUUGCCAGGUUCGGCCUAAUGCAUAUGAUUGCCACCAAUAUAUGCGUUUGGCUACAUGUGCUCAUCCAGGAAACCAAACACCAAAUCAUGGUUAUUGUCAAUCCGAAUACCACUCACGGUGUCGGCGGUCUGGGACCCGAUUUUUCCAUAGCCUGGGAACACGUUGACGAUGUUGUCGAAGAAAUAUCCGAAGACUAUCUGGAAUCAAUUGGACCGUCCGGUCCACUACAUCAUCACCAACACCAACAACAACAACAACAGCAGCUUAUGUCCAACCAUCAGAUUGUCCGCAGAAGUCUGGCCGACCAUUCCAUACAUAUGACACACGGUGAGUGUCGCCGAUCAAAUGUUAUCGGCGAUCUGGUCAGGGAUGCCUCCCAGUUUCUGUUUCCCUGUACCAUCGAGUAUAGUCUAAUUUGUGCUGCAAUACUCUAUAUAAUGUGGAAAGGUGUUCACGAUAGGAAAUCAAAUACAAACCGUCCGCAUACCGUCACCAGUAGUGGUGGUGGUGGUGGUAGUAGUCAUCAUCAUUCACAUCAACAACAGGAUAGCCAUUCAAUGAGCACUACUAUUGUCCACACCAUUCAUCAUAGACAUCACUAUCAGGUUGACUGCGCUAAAGCACACAAAGGCCUGUUUACCGGAAUAUUCCUGUUAGUCAUUAGUAUAAUAUCGUUGAUAUUAUUUUUUGUAUUCAUCAAAAAACCGCAAUUCCGUCAUCUGGCUGUACUCCAGGCCCACAUUAUUGAACUAUUUAUCUAUUGUAUUAACGCCAUUGCCUGUCUAAUAGCCAUAUUUCAGGUACGACACAUGCCCUACAAUCGGCACCGUAAUGCCGAAUUGGACAACAUAUUGCUAAUUGUAGCCCAAAUUGGACUCUAUAUAUUUACAAUGUUUUCGGUAAUUGGGGCCCAAUUUUUUACGUUACAACAAAAUACCCGAUUGGUACUCAUCAAUGCAUCGGCUUGUCUAAUACAGGCCACUUUGCAAACCAUAUUCAUAUUGGACGCAUCGCACCGGUAUGCCGUUACCAAUGACCAGAUGCGCCGUAAGCCGGGCCGCGAAAUGGUUACCUUUUUGUUGGUCUGCAACUUUGCCAUGUGGUCUAUCAAUACACUAGAAACCCGACGGGCCGACUCCAAUCCCGUUCAAAUGCAUUUCUAUGGCUUCUGGGCCUGGACAAUCAUAACCCAUGUAACAAUGCCAUUGACUAUCUUCUAUCGGUUCCAUUCAACUGUAUGUCUGUGCGAUAUCUGGAAGCGAACCUAUAAAAUGAAAAAUGAAUUUCAUUUAUAA